Bombyx mandarina (wild silkworm) is the source of this 3121-nucleotide messenger RNA. RefSeq names its product carnitine O-palmitoyltransferase whd (gene whd). Gene Ontology annotation, biological process: carnitine metabolic process; fatty acid metabolic process. Gene Ontology annotation, cellular component: mitochondrion. Gene Ontology annotation, molecular function: carnitine O-palmitoyltransferase activity. The record is from RefSeq and is a predicted model, not a curated record. Lineage: Eukaryota; Metazoa; Arthropoda; Insecta; Lepidoptera; Bombycidae.
CUGCGAGGCAUUUGUUUCAGAAAUUAGAGAGCAUUCGGUGUUGUCGAUCGUAGUAGUGUGUACGCGUUAAACUUGUUGAGUUAUAUUCUUUAAAAAAUUUGUUUCGAAUUUUUGUACAGCAGCUUGACUUUUUCAAAGCUGUUUACAUCUAUUUAAAUUAUACUUCGUUUAAAGUUAGAUACCUUUCAAAUACCUUUCAAAAUGCUUAAGACUGGUAUAUAAGUUUGCUUCUUCAGAAGGUACUGUUACUAUUGGCAGUACCUGCACAGUUUUUUUUUUUUCUACCCUGGUCCCUGGUGCAGAAAAGUUUCUUGCGGAAUUAAUAGACCUAAAACACCAUGGCAGAAGCUCAUUCGGCUGUGGCAUUUUCCUUCGCAAUAACUCACGAUGGCUGGGAUGUGAAUUUCGACCGUGAAGUCCUCUACCUAGUUUGGGAAUCGGGUGUUCGAUCAUGGAAGAAACGUCUUGCUCGUUUUAGGAACAAUGUACUGAAUGGCGUGUACCCAGGUCAUCUGCAGUCACUUUAUGUGCUGUGGACACUACUUGUAGCUGCCCAUUUCAGUAACUUCAACAUACCAUUUGGCUUAGUUGAUAAAAUGAUAACAAUAAUGCCAAGCAAUUCAACAUGGGCCCAGGUAGUAGCGUGCUUCUUAGUAGCGCUCACCAUGUGGUUUAUCGUUAUAUUUUUGAUGAGAUAUCUGCUGAAAUUACUGCUUAUGUACAAGGGUUGGAUGUAUGAGUCACGUGGUCCCGGUGCUAAAAUAUCGUUAAAGACCAAACUGUGGGUGAGCGUCGUGAAAGUACUAUCCGGAUGGAACAAACCAAAGUUGUACAGUUUUCAAGGCUCUUUGCCCAGACUCCCUCUGCCGGCUGUUGAAGAUACUAUGAAUAGGUACCUACUCAGUGUCCGACCAUUACUUGACGAUGACAAUUACAAAAGGGUGGAAAAAUUAGCUGUAGAAUUCAAAACAAAAAUUGCGGUUAAACUACAGAGAUAUCUGAUACUCAAAUCUUGGUGGUCUAGCAACUACGUAUCGGACUGGUGGGAGGAGUAUGUUUAUUUAAAAGGUCGCUCACCCCUGAUGGUCAAUUCCAAUUUCUAUGGAACAGAUGCUAUUUUAUUGAGACCUACACAGAUUCAAGCGGCCCGUGCGGGCGUCAUCAUCCACCUCUGCUUAAAGUUCCGUAGGCUUAUCGAUAGUCAAGAAUUGGAACCCAUAAUGCUACAAAACAUGGUUCCCCUGUGCUCCUGGCAAUACGAGCGCCUUUUCAACACGGUACGCGCGCCUGGCAUUGAAACCGAUAAACUUGUGCACUAUCAAGACUCCUCGCACAUCGUGGUUUAUCAUAAAGGCAAAUAUUUUAAGGUGUUGGUUUACUUGAGGGGUCGUCUGUUAAAACCGGCCGAAAUUCAAGUGCAAAUACAACAGAUACUGGACGAUAAAUCGGAGCCGGCGAUCGGUGAGGAGAAACUGGCCGCGCUAACCGCCGGAGAGCGAACGCAUUGGGCCCAAAUCCGACAGACUAUGUUCAAUCGCGGUCACAACCGUACAUCCCUGCAUUGCAUUGAGCGCGCUGCCUUCACGGUCAGCUUGGACGAUAUGGAAUAUGGCUACGACGAGACCGAUCCAAAGAAGCUGGAUGAGUUUGGUCACGUGCUACUGCACGGUAAAGGAUAUGAUCGUUGGUUCGACAAAUCCUUCAACUUAUGUUUUAGUACUAAUGGCUUCGUUGGAUUCAAUGCGGAACACAGUUGGGCUGAUGCGCCUGUUAUGGGUCAUCUUUGGGAAUACGUUAUUUGGUCUGAACUUGAAAUAGGGUACCAGCCGGAUGGCAACACCAAGGGCACUAUUGUUACUAAUCCGCCAGCGCCAAUACGUCUCCAGUGGGAGUUAAAUAAAGAAGAAAUACUGAGCGCCAUUGAUAUUUCGUAUAGCGUCGCUCAUAAACUCCUCAAUGAUGUAGACCUAAGGAUUCUGAUGUACACCAAAUAUGGAAAAGGUUUCAUGAAGAAAUGCCGUGUAUCUCCGGACGCAUUCAUUCAACUGAUUCUCCAACUGUCUUACUACCGCGACGCAAGCCGUUUCUGUCUCACGUAUGAGGCGUCUAUGACCAGAUUGUUCCGCGAAGGUCGCACGGAGACAGUAAGAUCCUGCACCAUUGAAAGCACCGAGUGGGUCCGCGCCAUGGAAAAUCCUAACAGUAGUAUCGAAGAGCGCAUGGCGUUAUUCAUAAAAGCCAGUAACAGACAUCAGCUCGGCUACCAAGACGCUAUGGCGGGUCGGGGCAUCGACCGCCACCUUUUCUGUUUGUAUGUCGUCGCUAAAUAUUUGGAACUCGAGUCGCCCUUCUUGCAGGAAGUCUUCAAUGAACCAUGGCGUCUGUCCACCAGCCAAACACCCUACGGUCAAACCAGCCUCCUGGAUCUGAAAAAGUAUCCUAAAUGUGUAAGCGCGGGUGGUGGGUUCGGUCCCGUCGCGGAUGACGGCUAUGGUGUCUCGUACAUCAUUGUCGGUGAAGAUACUAUAUUUUUCCACGUCUCAAGCAAGAAGAGCUGCCCAAUAACCAGUUCAACGAACUUCGUGAAGCAAAUCGAGAAAUCCCUUCACGACGUUCAAACAUUGUUUAAUGAUUACAACAAACUGAAGAAAACCAACAAACCGAUAACAGACUAAUUCAAAUAUGUCGCUUUGAUAACCAACCUUGUAUCAAUUUAAAUAUUUUUCACAUUUUAUCUAGAAUUCAUACAAAAACGAUCUCCACAGUGUUAUCCUAUUCUAAUCUUUUGAAAACUGAAAUAUUCUAAUCAAUUUCAAACUGAAAUAGUUCAACGAAAGGCAAGGAAGAUUUGUUCAGAAUCAUUAAUUCUCGACUACAUUUAUAGUGAUGUGUUGCAAUAGCAUUUUCAAAAACAGAAUUGAGCUAAUUAAAAUUUGGCGCUAAUAGUACAUGUUUAUUACCCAAUUUCCGAACAAUUUAUAUUACGUUAUACAAAUCUAUUUAAAUCUAUACAUAUAUGCUAUACAAAUCUAUUUAAAAUUAGUUUUCUUUUUUGCCUUUUCAUAUAUAUUUUUAAAUUAAUACAACAACACAAAAUAGAAGCGAGUAACUUAAAUUAAUA